AUGAAAACAAAUAGAAAGCACUAGAGUCUACUUUUGAUAGUAGCAUGUUUCUGCGUAUCUACUUUAGCCGAGGAGAUGAAAUUCUCCUACAACUUGCCAGCCUCUUAAAACGUCUGUUUCUAAUAAAACAUAGCAGAAAACAUCCAAGCUGUGGUUGAAGUCGGAUCAGACAGCACACAACUAGCAUUGACAGUAUCAGACCCCAAGGGCAAGCAACUUGAUAUUUUGGAUGGGCAGAAAAAGUUAAGAUAUCAGUUCACCUCUUUCACUGGUGGCAGUCAUCAGCUGUGCAUCACUAACAAGGAGGCAAGAGACAUCGAGUUCGAGUUCAUGAUCCAGACUGGAGUCGAGGCAAAAGACUAUAGCAACAUCAUUACCAAGAAGCAUUUGAAACCAAUUGAGGUGCAGGCAUAAAAAGUGCAGGACAUGGUCAAGCAACUCAGACAAGAACUCAGCUACCUAGUUAUGAACGAGGAGAAUUUGAAGGAGCAGAACCAGAAAAUCAAGUCUCGUGUGCUCAUCUUCGGCAUAAUCUCAAUCUUAGUCAUGGGAAUCUCCACCUACUUGCAAAUCACCUACCUUAAAAACUUCUUCAGAUACAAGAAAAUCAUCUGA
This is a messenger RNA of Stylonychia lemnae, 615 nucleotides long. Lineage: Eukaryota; Ciliophora; Spirotrichea; Sporadotrichida; Oxytrichidae. The record is from the annotation of a GenBank genome assembly.